UCGCACUAGAGCCACCGCCAGUGCAGCAAACUGGAAGGCUUGUAUAGGUUGGGCGCAUGCGCCCCGUAAAGCCGCAGGCCAACUGACGCCGGGCUUUCUGGGACUCGUAGUCUGCAGGGAUCGUCCGAGGAGGCGACUGCUCUCCGCCUACAUAUCGGGAAGUCUGGGGGCGGCAGGGCAAGGUCCGCGUCUGCUCUUCACCCCUGGGGUCGGCGCUUUUGCCCCCGGUAGCCCCCCCUACUUAUUACAGGGGGUCCCGAAUUCGCAGAGGCGCCAUUUUCCAAUGGAGUGAUGUAACACACUGGAGCGGCAAUGCUGCCUCGAGCCGGCGUCUCCACGGCAACCCCCUGCCCUCGCCAUCAGUUGGGAGGGUCACCGUAGCGGAAUGGAGGAAUGAGGGGUCGCGGGGGCAGGCGCGCGUGCGCAUGCGCUGCCGAGUCCCGAGGCCCGCUCCGGAGUCCGCAGCGAAGGCGAAGACGACAAGGCCCCGGGAACCAGUGAGAAGAGGAAAGAGUGGAGGCUCUCCAGGCCAACGGGAUGGAGAAAGGGCCCGGCCCAAAGGUGCCAGGGAAGAGACUGCUCAGGGGCCCCAAGAGAGACCGGAAAUCGAUCACCCUGCACGUCAAGCUGGAAGUGCUGAGACGCUUUGAGGAGGGGGAAAAGCUCACGCAGAUCGCCAAGACGCUGGGGCUGGCCACCUCCACGGUGGCUUCCAUCCGGGUCAACCGAGAGAAGAUCAGAGCCAAUUCCCAGGCUGCCACGCCCCUCAGCGCCACCCAGCUGACCCGGUGUCGGGGCGUGGUGAUGGGCAACAUGGAGAGGCUGCUGAGCCUGUGGAUCGAGGACCAGAAGCAGCAGCAGCUGCCCAUCAACACCAUGCUCAUCCAGGAGAAAGCCAAGAGCCUGUUUGAGGCCCUGAAGCAGGAGCAUGGGGAGAGCGCGCAGGCGGAGACCUUCGGAGCCAGCAAUGGCUGGUUUGCCCGGUUCAAGGCUCGGCACAACGUGCUCCUGACUGACGAGCCCGCCGUGGCAGACACGGAAGCAGCGCGCAGGUACCCGGACACGCUGAGAAAGAUCAUAGCCGAUGGCGGGUACACCCCACAGCAGGUUUUCAACAUCGAUGAGACGGGGCUCUUUUGGAAGCGCUUGCCUGAAAGGACGUUCGUGUCUCUGGAGGACCGAGCCGGGCCAGGCUUCAAGGCCUCCAAGGACCACCUGACCUUGCUCCUGGGGGGUAAUGCUGCCGGGGACUGCAAGCUGAAGCCUCUGCUGGUGUAUCCCUCGGAGAACCCACGGGCCCUGAAGGGCUGCUCCAAGCCCAGCCUGCCUGUGAUCUGGAGGUCCAACCGCAACGACUGGGUGACCAUGAGCAUCUUCCAGGAGUGGUUCACCAAUUUCUUCUGUCCCGCUGUGGAGAGGCACUGUGCUGAGAAUCAGCUGCCCCACAAGGCCCUGCUGAUCCUGGACAGCGCCCCGUGCCAUCCGGCCCACCUGGACGACCUCUCCGCCAACAUCAGGGUGGAGUUUCUGCCCAAAAACACAUCAGCCUUGAUCCAGCCCAUGAACCAAGGGGUGAUCGCCACCUUCAAGGCCUUUUACCUGAAGAGGACGCUCUGUCAGCUGCUCCAGGAGACCGACGGGGACGAGAAGCCCAGCAUCCGAGAGUUCUGGCGCAGCUACAACAUCAUGACGGCCGUGGACAACAUCGCCGAGUCCUGGCAGGAGCUCAAGCCGGCGACCAUGAACGCCGUGUGGAGGAAGAUCUGGCCCGAGUGCGUGCGCGCCUCCUCCGAGGCCGAGGCCCAGAUCCAGCAGAGCGUGGUCGCACUUGCCAGCCACAGUGCCUUCGGGGUGGCAGCGGAAGAUGACGUGGUCCGCCUGCUCCGGUCUCACGAGGGAGACCCGUUGGGGGGGGGGCGAGAGGAGGAGCCUCUGGGCGCACCCUCCCCGGGAACUCCCCCGGAGCUGACCACCAAGCACUUGGCAGAAGCCCUCUCCCACUUCGACCAGGGGCUGCAGAUCCUCACCGAGAAUGACCCCAAUCGGGAGCGGAGCCUGAAGGUGCGUCGGGGGGUGAACGGUGCGAUCAGCUGCUAUCGGGAGCUGUACAGGGAGAAGAAACGGGGCGCAAAGUAGAGGACUCUGCGAGUGC
Molecule: messenger RNA, 2152 nt
Organism: Sarcophilus harrisii (Tasmanian devil)
Lineage: Eukaryota; Metazoa; Chordata; Mammalia; Dasyuromorphia; Dasyuridae
Product: tigger transposable element-derived protein 1
Exons: 2
Coding region: 538-2136 (532 amino acids)
Cellular component (GO): nucleus
Molecular function (GO): DNA binding
Source: RefSeq, a predicted model, not a curated record